AUGUCUGCCGAUGCGUUUGCAGCUCUCCGGAGAACCCAGGGAGAGGAACUGGGGAGACUCGCAGAGGAGCAUUUCAAGCACGAUCUACGAGAAGAAGACCGCGACCUCCUGCGUUCCGCGGCAUCCAAAGCUUCCACACACGCCCUCAUCGGCUCCCUCGCCGGGAUCGCACUGGGAAGCUUCCUUGCCUUCCGUCUCCGAGCAAACCGCAAUGCCAUGUACCAAGCCUUCCGUGCCGCCGAGAAGCCCACGCACGUCCGAUUCGCCAGUGGUCGCGAAGAGGCCAUUCCGGACAUCAGCCCUUUGCUCCAGCCCACACCGUUAGGAGACAUCGUGACAUACACUUUCUUCGGUAUUGCAGGUCUAUUCUUGGGGGGUGAGACUGGUAUGCUCACGGGGACGUGGUCGGCCAGAAGGACCAUCAUGCAAGAUCCGGAGCGCCGAGAAAGGAUCGAGAAGGCGUUUCGGUCGUUCAGAGCAGAUGUGCUGAGGAAACAACUUCAAGAGCUGGAGGCUGGGAAAGAGGAGAGCAUUUGGUCGUAA
Molecule: messenger RNA, 543 nt
Organism: Fonsecaea erecta
Lineage: Eukaryota; Fungi; Ascomycota; Eurotiomycetes; Chaetothyriales; Herpotrichiellaceae
Exons: 2
Coding region: 1-543 (180 amino acids)
Source: RefSeq, a predicted model, not a curated record